AUGACUAUUCCUUACGGUUUGUCGCAAAGAGGUCUUCAAGCUGCAGUGGUGUGCUGGUUAAUUAGCGCAGUUAUUGGUUUCAUCUCGGGAUGCUGUUCUCUACAGUUAUUUUCCUUCCUGGCCAUUAUCGCCUUCCCAGCAGUUGGUAUCUACUCUUUCAUGAAUGUUGAUCCCAGUACCAAAGCUGUUUUGGUAACAGGAUGUGAUUCCGGAUUCGGAAAUGCCCUGGCUUUGCAUCUUCAUGAUUUAGGUUUCGUUGUAUUCGCUGGUUGCCUUAUGAAAGAUCAGGCUGGAGACGGUGUGAAGCAGCUUGAUGAAGUAGGAAAGAGCACUGGCCGCUUGAUUACCGUACAGUUAAACGUUACUUCUGAAGAUCAAGUUGCAGCUGCCGUUGAAACUGUUAGGACUAAGCUACCGUCUUCCAUUAAAGGUCUAUGGGCUGUUGUUAACAAUGCUGGUUUUUCCACAUUCGGUGAAAUGGAAUGGGUGCCGCUUUCAGUUUACGAAACGGUUGCUUCCAUUAACCUCUUUGGUUUAAUCCGAGUCACAAAAGGAUUUCUUCCAUUGAUCCGUGAAGCUCAGGGUCGUGUAGUGAAUGUUGCUUCAAUGCUUGGACGGAUGGGAGCUUAUGGUCGUUCUCCUUAUUGUGCAACCAAAUUUGGCGUUGAAGCCAUCUCUGAUUGUCUUCGUAUGGAAAUGAAAAAAUUUAACGUUGAUGUGGCAGUCAUUGAACCAGGAAAUUUUAUCGCUGGCACUUCUUUGUACAAUGCUGAUGUUGUCAAAGCCCAAUCGAAAAAAAUGUGGGACGGUAUGAGUGACGAAAUACGUAAUGCUUACGGCCAGGAAUACUUUGAUAAGAAAACAGAAGUUAUGCUAUCCUACACCACAGCGGGAGUAUCUGACGUUUCGCCCGUUGUUGAUGCCAUGACAGACGCUGUGAUUCGUGUGUAUCCCCGCUGUCGCUAUCAACCAAUGGCAGCGUACGAAUAUUUCAAGAUAUUCGUUGCAACUCACCUUCCGGAAUUUGUGUUCGAUGCUUUGUUUCUCUAGAUUUUCGUUAAAAUAUUCAUCUGUACUAGUGGCUGAUAAAAAAAAAAAUCGAAUGAAAACAAAAGAUCAAUAACGAAUUUGCAGACAGUGCACAGUGGGCUGGCGAAAAUUCAAGUUAAGAUGUUACGAAGAUGUCGCCAUCCUUAAAGCUGUGAAAAGAAACUAAGUAGUGCAUGGAACGUGUGAUACAUACCGUUUAACAGCAGGCAGACAGCAGACUUCUGCUUGAAAAACGUUUUGAUGUUAAGUAUUUUAAAAAGUAAAUCACCAAUGCCACAAUAUCAGAAUCUACUAAUUUUCAAAAAAUAGAUAUGGAAAUAUAGCCUCCCACAAGAAAAAUCGAAUAUUUGUAUUGGCAAUCCAUGUUGUUUGGUUUUCCAUUUAUUUCGGAAAUUUUAUAGAAAUCCUGUGCUGCUAUCUUGUGACAAUCGACCUUCCAGCAAAUAAAGUCACCAUUCACUUUGAAA
Molecule: messenger RNA, 1517 nt
Organism: Daphnia magna
Lineage: Eukaryota; Metazoa; Arthropoda; Branchiopoda; Diplostraca; Daphniidae
Product: D-beta-hydroxybutyrate dehydrogenase, mitochondrial
Exons: 9
Coding region: 1-1050 (349 amino acids)
Molecular function (GO): oxidoreductase activity
Source: RefSeq, a predicted model, not a curated record